Molecule: messenger RNA, 594 nt
Organism: Plasmodium coatneyi
Lineage: Eukaryota; Apicomplexa; Aconoidasida; Haemosporida; Plasmodiidae
Exons: 2
Coding region: 1-594 (197 amino acids)
Molecular function (GO): zinc ion binding
Source: RefSeq, a predicted model, not a curated record
AUGGACACUCGAGCGAAUAUUGUAAACUCGAUUAUACUAUCAUUAAGGCGGUGCACGAACAGGAAUAAGUAUGUGCUUCUGUUAAACGAGCUCCUUUCCCUCUUCCCGAUGCACGCCGAAAGGAGCCUAAAUUUGUGUCUAAAUUCUAAAAUUAAAAAGUACACCUUGAUAAAGGAGAAGCGUCCAAAGAAGGAUUAUCCGUUGUAUCCCAGUCGGUUCAGGGGAAAUAGCAAAAACUGGCGGUGGACAAGGCAUGAUGCAUGCUUAAGUGAUUGCACCGAUGUUGUUAGAGCACAGAAAAGGAAAGGAGCUCUAGGCCAACAUGUACUUCCUCACUUUAAGAAAACGAAAAAGAAAAAGAAAAAAACGCGCUUGCAUUUCUUUGUAGUCUGUGGAAAUAACGAAAAAUAUCUCGUGUUCCAAAAUUUCUGCUCCUGUUUUUAUUUUAAGCAAAAAGUUUUGUGGAACAAUAAGGACGUAAUGUGUAAGCACAUUUUGUCCGUCCACCUGGCGGAGAGCUCCAAAAAUUACGUGAACAUUUUCCUAGAUUCGAGUUUGUUUUUUGAGUGGUUCGUAAAGAAGCUACGUGCUUAA